AUGGAACUAUUUCGGCAACAUCCUUUGGCAAUAAUACAAUAUAUUUGUAUAUCAUCGAAUGAUGGUCAAAAUACACCAAGAACAACAACAACAACAGCAAACAUCCGGUCCACUUAUUAUAUACAAAUCAUUUUCAAAAAAGUUUUAAACAAGAAGAUAUGGUUUUUAGAUACAGUCACUGGUGACGAAUGCAAUUAUCAUGUAACGAGAAAUGACAUGGCAUGGAACGAAUUUGUCAAAAAAAAUCGUAAUUUUAUAGAAAUUGGCGAAUUUCUAUCAAAUAAAAUUCGUUCACGGCCUGGAUCAGCAAAAGACAACGAUGUUAUUGAGACGAUGGAAAUUGUUGACUUAUGUACACCAACAGUUGUCAUCGACCAAACAUCUACUGCUGUUGAAAUGAAACAACGAUUUUUAAAUCUUGAUCGACGAUUAUGUAUUUUGCCAUGCUAUCCAACUUAUAAUGCUAAACGAGAUGAAGGUCAACCAUUAUUAGCUAAUAUUCCACAAUAUCAAUUAACUUCAACGGAAUUAUCAUGUCGACGUUCGGGUGCUUUUAAACCAGCCUGUACGAUUGUGAAUAGUCAAUCAAAUAUGCCAUCAUUUUUAAGAGAAAAAUUCAAUAUGUUUUUUGGUGAUUUACUUGAACGAUUAAAAGUUGAUUUAUCUAUUUUGGAUUACAACUAUACACGUCUUAAUAAAUUUAUGAAAAUGUUAGCUUAUGAACAAAUACGUGCUUUUAAUUUACAACCAAAUGCAAUACCUGAAAUCGAAGAAAAAGAAUAUCCAGUUGUAUUAGAAUUUUUUUUACAAUUUGAUGGUGAUUAUAUUUUUUUUUUAUAUUAUUCUAGUAUAUAUUUUAUGCAUAUCUUUUUAGUGAAUAUGUUCUAUAUGAAAACAUGUUCAUUUCGUUAUGCUCGACCACGUACAUUAAAUGAAGGUCUUUUUUGUGUACAAGAACCAGAAGCUCGAUAUGAAUUGGCCGCCUGUGGAAAUUGUGCACUCUGUUAUCCACAAUAUGAUAUGACCUAUCGAACAAAAAAAUCAGUCGUUGAAUUUAGUCGCGCACAUAAACAUACUUUUCUUAAUGGAUAUCAAGCUAUACUCAAUUGUUCAGCAUCAUGUCAUACAUCGAAUAUUAUCUAUGCCUUAACUUGUUCAUGUGGUAAAUUCGAAUAUAUUGGUACAACUGCCAAUACUUUACAUGAUCGUUUAAUAAAACAUCGUGAACAUGGAAAUCGGAUUAUGCAUGAAUUUUUAAUAGGACAAACAAAUAUUCUACGAGAACUUACAAGAGGAAAACCGACCGAAAUUUUAGUAAAAGAUCGUAUGAAACUCUAUCAACAUUCAGCAAGAUGUCCAGCGGCCAUGCAAAUAUUUCUCGAUGCGAAUCCACAAUAUUGGCGAUUUGUUCCAAUGACAUUAGAAGAAUCAGAAAGACCUGAACAACAACUAGUACAAACACUUGCGAUUUCUGAUGAACCGAGUCAUCAUGCACGAACAAGACGUGACUGUGAAAUUUGUGUUGAUGCUGUACCAAAACCAUCGAAAGGAUUCACCUUCUCAAAACGACAAAUCAUGUUACAAACACAAUUUUUUCAUAAGUUACAAGAUAAAACAUUGCCAAAUCAAAAUAUUGAUUUAUACAAUGCUACAAUUGUUGCUGUUUUACCUGAAACUACGACUGAUAUGUUUCGUUAUACCAUUGAAUCCUUAUUUAUCACAUAUGCUGAAACAAAUCUGAAUACAAUUGGUAAUGUUUUAAAUGAUCAUCAAAAUAUGGAACAAUAUCCAAUGAAUGAUCCUUGAUAUCGACGUCUAUUUAUAAAUAUGUCUUCAUCACACAAUCGUUCUUCAAGUACACGUUCAUCUCGACCUACACAAACGGUGGCACCCUUAGAUAUUCAACGAUCAGCUAGUGUUCCCAAUCGUCAAUUUAUUUUCAUACUUACCAAUAAUCCUGAAUUAUUACGACAAACUCGUCGAUUUCAACCUCAAAUACAACAAAAUACACAAAGAUCAGCAAGUGCUGCUCCAAAUGGUAGAUCCACAAAUACUAAUAGCAAUAACAAUAAUCGUGAACAAUUAUUGGAAAAUUUAUUACGUGUCGAAUUAAGAGGCGCUGCACAUGAUUAUCUUACUCGAACCCGUCGAGCAUAUCCAUUAAAUUAUGUUUUUGAUAUGUCCGAUAUUGAUACAAACGAACAGCGAGAGUAA
Messenger RNA from Rotaria sp. Silwood2, 2214 nucleotides. The record is from the annotation of a GenBank genome assembly. NCBI's taxonomy places the organism in Eukaryota, Metazoa, Rotifera, Eurotatoria, Philodinida, Philodinidae.